Dunckerocampus dactyliophorus (ringed pipefish) is the source of this 19033-nucleotide messenger RNA. Its product is annotated as gastrula zinc finger protein XlCGF57.1-like. The coding region runs from base 458 to 2098 and encodes 546 amino acids. Gene Ontology annotation, cellular component: nucleus. The transcript has 3 exons. NCBI's taxonomy places the organism in Eukaryota, Metazoa, Chordata, Actinopteri, Syngnathiformes, Syngnathidae. Gene Ontology annotation, molecular function: RNA polymerase II transcription regulatory region sequence-specific DNA binding; DNA-binding transcription factor activity, RNA polymerase II-specific. Gene Ontology annotation, biological process: regulation of transcription by RNA polymerase II. The record is from RefSeq and is a predicted model, not a curated record.
GUGUUUGUGUUUCAGUAAGACGUUAAUGAUUGGUGCACACCACGACAUCACCAAGCCAACGAGCAAGAAGCGGCCUUCACAAGUUGCUGUUGUAACUCUCAGAAAACGCUGUUGUACUCCUCUCUAGUGCACGUGACCAAUGAGUGCUUCGGAACGUGGGAUGGAAGAAUGUCAUGUGACUGCAAGAUAAAAGGUGGAGGCUGGAGACAUCCAGCAGCUGAUUGGUCACCAAAAAGAAUGUCCCCCUCAGCCACAGGGUGGGAGCUCCACUUUGGAGCAGGCGACGCUACCAAUUAAAGAGGAAGAACUCUCCAUCACUCAGGAGGGAGAGCAUCUUCUCGGGCCAGAGGAGGCUGAUCUCACCAGGUUGCCACUGACUGGUGUCUCUGCGGUGACCGAAGACCCUGAAGACAAACCACCUGAAUCCUCACAGCUUCAUCAUAGUCCAAGUGAGGAGAUGAGAGAGGCGGAGCCACAGCCCCCCUGUGUUAAAGAGGAUGAGGAGGAGCUACAGCCCCCCUGUGUUAAAGAGGAAGAGGAGGAGCCACAGCCCACCUGUAUUAAAGAGGAAGAGGAGGAGCUACAGCCCACCCACAUUAAAGAGGAAGAGGAGGAGCCACAGCCCACUUAUUUUAAAGAGGAAGAGGUGGAGCCAGAGCCCCCCUAUGUUAAAGAGGAAGAAGAAGAACUCUCGAUCACUCAGGGGGUAGAGCAUCUUCUAGGGCCAGAGGACGCUGAUCUCACCAGGUUGCCACUGACUGGUGUCUCUGUGAAGAUUGAAGACCCUGAAGACAAACCACCUGAGUCCUCACAGCUUCAUCAUAGUCCAAGUGAGGAGAUAAGAGAGGCGGAGCCUUCAUGCAGCAGCUCACUGCAACACAUGACAACAGAAGCUGAUGGAGACCACUGUGGAGGAUCACAAGCAGACAACCUCUUAGCUCCACUGUCAGAUAGUGACGACACAACGUCACACUCUCCUGAAGGUGAAGACAGCAACUUCAACCAAGAAUCUCUGAGCAGCGAUACAGACUGUGAAGGUGAUAUGAUGACUCACACUGGCAACAAACACUCUGAAAGCUCUAAAAAGAAGACAGGUAAACGUUUUAACUGCUCAGUUUGUGAUAAAAGAUUUUCUGGUAAGAGUCAUCUGGCUCAACACAUGAGAACACACACAGGAGAAAAACCUUUUACUUGCUCAGACUGUGGUAAACGCUUCACUCAAAAGACAAACAUGCAAAGACACAUGAGAAAACACACAGGAGAAAAACCUUUUAGUUGCUCACGCUGUGGUAAAUGCUUCACUCGAAAUACAACCAUGCAAAGACACAUGAGAACGCACACAAAAGAAAAACCUUUUAGUUGCUCAAACUGUGGUAAACGCUUCGCUCGAAAGUCAGACAUGGGAUUACACAUGAGAAUACACACUGGAGAAAAACCUUUUAGUUGCUCAGACUGUGGUGAACGCUUUGCUCGAAAGUCAGACAUGAGCUUACACAUGAGAACACACACAGGUGAAAAACCUUUUAGUUGCUCAGACUGUGGUAAACGCUUUACUCGAAAGACAACCAUGCAAUCACACAUGAGAACACACACAGGAGAAAAACCGUUUAGUUGCUCAGACUGUGGCAAACGCUUCACUCAAAAGACAACCAUGCAAAGACACAUAAGAACACACACAGGGGAAAAGCUUUUUAAUUGUUCAGACUGUGGUCAACGCUUCACUGAAAAGACAACCUUGCAAAGACACAUGAGAACGCACACAGGAGAAAAACCAUUUACUUGCUCAGAUUGUGGUAAACGCUUCACUGAAAAGACCAAUAUACAAAGACACAUGAGAACACACACAGGAGAAAAACCUUUUAGUUGCUCAGACUGUGGUAAAUGCUUCACUGAAAAGGCACCCAUGCAAAGACACAUGAGAACGCACACAGGAGAAAAACCUUUUAGUUGCUCAGACUGUGGUAAACGCUUCACUGAAAAGGCAACCAUGCAAACACACAUGAGAACACACACAGGAGAAAAACCAUUUACUUGCUCAUAUUGUGGUGACACAUUUUCUUGGAACUGCUCUUUGAAAAGACACAUGCACAGUCACUGAUGGUCUACUGCAGGUGUCGGCAACCCGCGGCUCUUCAACCUCCUUCUUGCCGCUCACUUUUUUCAAACACCAAAGUAUGGAAAAUGUGCAUUUUUGAAAUGAAUGUUAAAUAUCCCACUCACCGCAUGUCCGUGAAUGCACCGAGAUUGUGUUCUGACUGCUGAUUGGAUGAACAAGGAAGGGUGAGGUAGGCUCAUGUAUGCAGUGAGUCUCACUGUGAGGGAGAGAAAAAAAGGUGAGAGAAAUGCCAGACAUCUGUGACUUCAAUCUGAGCAACAUUUGUGGGCGUUUCUGUGCAAAGCCCAGGGGUUUACAGUAUAGACCAUGAAGCCACCCACGCAGGAAUAGCGGCAGGCAGUCGCAUCUUGUUUAUAAUCAGAUCAAAAAAGGACUUGUAAAUUAGACAGAUGCAACUUAAAGCACAACAAUAUUUUUUGUGAUGUACCAACGAAAGUCCUUCCUGUGAUUAUUACUUGGACAAAAUGAUUCAACCUCUUGGUCACAUACGUCCUUCGUACAAAACCCUUUGGCAAUAAUAACGUACCUCAGACGUGACACAUAGCUCGACACAAUUGUCUUUCAGAGAUCUACUGGAAUCUUAGCCCGUUCCUCAUAGGCAAAGGCAUGCUGCAACUGCCUUCUUCAAGUCCCAUCAGAGAUUUUCAAUUGGAUUUAAGUCAGGCGAUUGCGAUGGCCUCUAUGUCACCCACACUCUGUAACUGGGUGUUUAACUUUUAACAGGCAGGCCCCAGUCAGUCAGAGUCCACAAUCGCACAUCCAGCUCAAGAAUUGUGAGCACUGGGACCCCACAGGGGUGUGUGCUGAGUCCGCUCCCCUACACGCUCUUCACCUACUGUAUGAUUGCGUGGCCUUCCAGAACAACACCAGCAUCAUUAAAUUUGCGGAUGACACUACAGUCAUCGGCCUGAUCACUGGUGGUGUUGAAACAUCAUACACUGUAAAAUAUAAUAAGUUGACUUUACUUAAAAAAAAUAUGCAAACUCGCUGCCUCACAAAAACUAAUUUUUGUUAACUUAGAUGAAUUACAUAGGAUUAAUUUAAUUAUUGUGAGUGUUCAGUAAUUAGAUUACACUUCAUAAUUGGAUUAUAGUAACUUGUUUAUUUUGAGUUGUCUGUACUCAUUUUAUCUUAAAUAAUUGGAUUAUAGUAACUUGUUUAUUUUGAGUUGUCUGUACUCAUUUUAUCUUAAAUAUUUGGAUUAUAGUAACUUGUUUAUUUUGAGUUUGCAGUACUCAAAUUAUCUUAAAUUUUUGGAUUACAGUAACUUGUUUAUUUUGAGUUUGCAGUACUCAAAUUAUUUUACAUCUUUGGAUUACAGUAACUUGUUUAUUUUGAUUAUGGAGUACUCAAAUUAACUAAUGAUUUACACUACAGUAACUUAUUUAUUGUGAGCUUCCAGUACUCAAGUGAUAGUCUAAUUCGCUUUAGUGUUUCUCAUCCAUCAUAUUCAUGUAAACUUAAUGUAAUCCAACUCAGGUUCAACUCAAGAAGCGAGGGAUAGAUUAGUGUAAAAAGUAAACACAUGAGCCUGGUUUUGGGGUUGACAAGGCUAGUUCAGAUAGUUGGCUGAGGUCAUAGGGCGUUUGCUUCUCAAAACAUUAUGCGCUUCAAGUGAAACAUUUGCAUCACAAAACCAUUGUCCACGAAAAAGUCUGACCUCACAAUCGCUCGACACUAUUUUCUCUCCCUUAGAAUGGGCAGAGAGAGAGAGAAGUGGUCCAAGCUGAAGUUGGACCCACAACUGUCUCUCACAGCUACAGCUGGGGGUCCAACUUCAGCUUGGACCACUUCUCUCUCUCUUUCUCUUUCUGCCCGUUCCACCUCCAUCUGAUGAAGUUCUGUCUGUCAUCUGUUUAUUCAGGUCCAUAAAAGGUAUCCCUGGCUGUGUGCUAAGUUUCUUGACCUAAAAGAACAGCACUUGUUGAUUUCAUAAAAAAAAAAAUAAAAAAAAAAACACAAUGAGUAGAGAACACUUAAACUCAGUGGAAUUAAAAUUUAUUUAACUAAAAAUAGUUCCUGACCUGGGAACAUGGUCCAGUUUGAGACAAGAAAACAUAUCAAAAAACAGUCUCUCAACAAAAAUGCACAACAUAUAGAAAAUAUGUUCCUCAUAAUUGCUUGGAAAGAAUAUUAUGAAGACCUAAACCCUUUCAGAGAACCUUUCUGAACUAAUCACUUUUUAGUUCUGAAGCUUACGGUUAUGUUGGGUGCAGUUACUUUUUGAAAACCAAAGUAACAACUUGAAACAUAAUGACAUGCACAUUAACAACAAAUAUUUCCUGUUGAUCCACUCUUCAAAAUGAGGGUCCUGGAUGUGUUGGCAUUACUUGUACAAAAGCACAUACAUUUAUUUUCCAUAAAGGUAACAAUUAUUAAGAGACACAGGAAACUAUUGAUGUUGGUGUGUCAACUAUGUAGGCAUUUUAAAUUAUUGGGAUUAUUAUUUUGCAGUGAAGAUAAAGAAGUGAGAUGCCUGUGCAGCCUGGACAUGCUAAUAUUGCUGAUAUUUCCUUGUCACCUAUUGAGAAUCAAAUAUCAUCUUUUUGUUAAGUUGCUCACACAAAAUGGGUUUGGGUAAAAUUUAAGUCAAUUUUCUUUCAUACAGGUAAUGCUGGGACAUCUGGGACUCUAUUUUGAAGAGGGGAAAAGGUUUUUGCACUGCCUACCCCAGUAGUUUGUUUUUCAAACUAAGCAGUUUCGGAUUGAGUAUUUUGCUUCCCAAUCCAAGCAUGAUUGCUUGAAUGAAUGUGAGUGUGUUCACCAUGCAUUUUGGGUAAUCUAAGUGAAGCGCAUACAUAAGACCAAACAAGAGGCAGACUGCCUGGGGAAAGUCUCUAACAUUGUCCAUGACUGUACUUCCCUCAAGUAUGAUGGCAGUGGAGAUUGGCUGGAGGUGCACUGCAUUUAGACCCUGCUGCAGAGCAUCUUCAUUGACCACGGUCAGCACCCCAACUGUCACUGAGGCGAGUGCUUCUUCCUUCGCUGUGUCCUGCAAAAGAAGCACACACAACUACCUUUUGAAUCUGGCCGUCUUUUGGGAAAUUCUAUAGACUGAAAGUGUGAGAAUGGGGGAAUUCACAUAUUUAAUGUAAUUACAGUAUGUACUAAUUUAGUGAUUAUGAUCUUUUAUGAGUGAGAUUAGAAUCCAUCAGUUUCUGAUCAACUGAAAAUAACUGUAUUUUAAAUAUUUGACAACACUAUCAAACGUAUCAAAUAUGAUUUGUCAAUAACUUGAGAUCAAUAUGUUUCUUACAAUAUGAUACUUACAAAGCAAGUCUUGUAGACCUCACUGGAGUCAUCACCAAGCACAAUAGGAAGGCCUCUGAGGACAACAGAGCGAAGUGCCGUCACAUCUGGCGACUAAAUAUACAGACAGAGAAUAGAUUCAAGUUAAGGACUUUGUAGCAUUUUGAGGGGUGUGGUGGGGGUGGUGGGUGGGGUGGGGUGUUGAUAUACUGUUCUGUAUUGUCUCUAAUAGUGCUGCCUCAUAAUAGAGACAAAAGUUUUAUUAGAAUAAUUGGUAACAUUUGAAUACCUAAUUUUACACAUCCCACUUUCUCUAUUUUCUUUCAUCAUACAAACUCAACAUUUCAAUGAAAUUUAACCAUCUUGUUUUAAUCCUGGAUCAAACUGACCCAAUCUGUUUGGACUGGUCCUUCUUUCCACAUACUGUGUCCCCAUCCCUCCUUCCUUCCUUCCUUCCUCCCUGCUCCUCUUUCUCUCUUUCCUUUUUUCCUUCAUCCUUCCUUUCUUCUGUCCCUCCUCUCCCUCCUUUCCUUCUUUUCUUCCUCCCUUUCUUCUGUCCCUCCUCUCCCUCCUUUCCUUCUUUUCUUCCUCCCUUCUCUAUCCUCUCCUUUCCACACUCCUUUCCUUUAUUUGUUCCUUCCUUCUUUCCUCCAUCCUUCAUUCCUCCCUACUUUAAUUUAUUUCUUUAUCUUUCUGUCGUUAUCUUUCGUUCCUUCUCCCUCCCUUUCUUUCUUUCCUUCUGUCUUCCUUUCUUCCUUGAGCCAAGAGGACAACAGAAGGGUUAAAAUAAAAUGCCCUUGUGCAUGCAUUUUUUAUUAUUUUAUAUAUAUAUAUACAUAUUUUUUAUUAUUAUUUUUAAUUAUUAUUUAUUACAAUUACACUGAAAUGUGCUAACUAGCAUACUGUUGGACUUUCUUGUUACUAAGAAUGACAGACUGACAAACAAAUAAAAACCUGUUGAAAUUGAACAAAACAUGGUGCGAUGAGUAGUCCACAACAACUGGUAUACAUGUUGUGAAAGGAUUUUGAAAAGCAUGAUUUAAUUUGUGAAGUGAUGUAGCUAGUGUAUCUGGUACGGUCACCAAGAGUGUAUCUGUCUCAGCAGCAUGCAGCAACACAGCAGAGAGAAAGGCAGUGUGACUGGUAUGUGAAACAGGCCAAAGGUGCAUUGCCGCCACCCAUUAUUACUGGAGUGUAAAUUACAAAAUCCUUACCAGGCAGUUGAUGUGCUGCAUCAAGUCUGUCAAUUUUUGUCCUGUAGUUCCUUUUUUGGACUUGAAAAGCUCGAUGAAGCGUGGGGUAUGUUGGUCUAAGGCUUCAUAGAAGUUUCCUUCAAGGUUCUUACUGGCCACGCGAUUAAACUCUGCAAAGACCUGAAAUAAUGGAGAGUGGCAGGAGGGAGAGGGAUAGCAACAUGAAGCUGACUGUCAUUCAAUUAAUACUGCAGAACAUUAAAGAGCUUAACAUAUGAAACUAUGGUGAAUAAUACAUUACUACUACUAUAUUAUGAAACAAAUAACAGUGCACAUGCUGACUCCGAAAACUUUUUACUGAUUUGUAUAUAGUGCAAGAGCUAUUUUUUUGAUGAUGAUGUGUUUUCAUAUUCAGCCUCACAACAUUGAUAUGUUCUGACUGACAUUUAAUCUGCUGGAAACUUAAUGUGGGAAGGCAGGCCAAAAUGACAAGUAACUUACCUGUCUCUCAGUAAAAAGUGCUGGCCAACGUUCAACCAUGCUCUGCACAGCAGGCUCCUGUGUCACUAUCUCCCUUCUGCGCAGUGGGAAUGUUUGGUCCAUUAUUUGCGAGACUAGAGUGGCAUUGGGGUUUUUUUUCUUCAUUUCCUCGAAGACAGUCUUCCUGGCAUUUUCAAGGCUUCUUUCAUCAUGUCCGUCUGGUAAAUUAGGCAAAUAAUUGGCUUCGCCUCUUUUUGGUCUCUUGACAUUCUUGCUGGAUGAGUCUCCAUCUGGAUUAAGUUUUUACUUCGUUUACCCCCAUUUAUCAUUACAUCAUCACAUCCUGCUUUUCGUAGCUUUGUACGAUAGUUUGCCAUCUUGAAUUUUAGGCUAUUUUUCCAGCCAUACCACCCUGGCUGGGGACCAGGUUCAGUGAGACUGGGGUGCUUACUUAUCAGUGAUUUUGCGACACUGCUGAAGUCAUCAUCGUUCGGGUACGCCUUGAAACUGUACAUUGUUUCGGCGAGCUUCUCAAGUAUGUCAUGUUUCAUGUCUCGUGAUGGAGUAAUUGGGAGACGGUCUUUCAUGAAUGAAAGGUCUGCCUGUCUCAGCCUGUACUCUACAUCCACUGAGAAACUGGGUAUGUCAAAGAACUCUGGCCACUGUCUUCUAAGUGAAGGUGACGAUUCAGCAGGGGACAAGAUCUCAGCGUCUACUGUGCUGCAGUCUGAUUCUUCGGUGGGUGAAGACAGGGCGGUCAAAUCGAGAGUCACAAGAGGAAUUACUUUCAGCGUAGCUCUUGCAGGCAAAUCUGUUAUUUCAGUCAAAUUGCAUAAUGCAUUACUGAAAUCUGGAUCUUCAUAUUGGAGUUUGAAGUCGUACUGCAGUGACAGCUUAUCUUGCAGCUGUGUUUUUAGUUCUUCAAUGGAAUUCGGUCUAUCAUUUAAGGUCAGCUUCCUUAUGUCAUCCUCAUGAAUGACAACUCGAAGCAUCAAUCUUUGGUCCAUCUCAAUGUCACCUCCUGUGAAAAAACAUUAUCUUCACACAUCAGUGUUUAAUCCACCAAGCCUAAUAUGUACCGUUUGAGUGUAACAAGCUGUUUGCCAUGAACUCUGUAAAGUGACAGAGGAAACACAUCAUUCAAAUCUGACAACUGGGUGACUGAGAACAUGGGAAAAUGGCUGCUGCUGAGGUCAUACACUCUAAGAUGCUCAUCAUACCAUGAGGUCAUCAGUCUACAGACAAAUGCUACAUCUGUGUUUAUAACAACAAUCCUUGAGAUUUGUCUGAACUCUGGGAGCCCUGCGCAAGAUCCAACAGAAAUGACCAUGUCAGAACUGUACUUGAUGCCAUCAAUGAUGACGGAGGAAGCAACAAGGACUGUGUUUAGCUGGUUGUUUCUUUGACUGAGCCAGUUCUGCACAUUUUCCGGAAAUGAGGAAACCAUCACAGACUUCACUUUGUGAAUUUCAAUAGAUGGCUUAAAAAAUGUUGUGGCAGCUAGAUGGAAGGCCAUCAUUUUCUGAUGUCUGUUUGCUAAAGUCAGGGGAAUGUUUUUAAAGUUGUGAGAGUGAUGCACAACUUUCUUGAAGAACUUGUGUUUCCCCUCAAAACGCAUUGUCCACACAUCAGAUAGAGGACCAAAUGUUCGAAUGAGCUGAGGGUAAUGCUCAAUGUAGUGGUGCUUUGGUCGUAGCUUUUCACCCGGGAAAACCUUCUGAAACAAUUGUCUAUGGUCAGAGAUUUUGCUAUCAAGAAAGCACAAAGACUCUUCUGUAAAGCUUGUGGACAUUGCCAACUCCACCACAUCUUUUAAGGUCAUUAAGACCUCCCAGGUUUCAUCACCGUCUGGAAUGUGUUGACCAGUUAACAAUGGUAGAAGUCGGAGAAGAGUCCAAUUUUCGUGACCAUUUCCUCCAAUUGUUGACUUUGAGGAGAAGGUCUUUGGAAUUAGUUGGGGUUGAUUUACUCUGUCUUCAAAUGUGUAUGGGAAGUGUUUAAUAGCAUCAUUCAGGGCCUCAAUGGAGAUAGUUCCCUUCGAUAUCAGUGCCUUUAAGCACAGAGCCAACUCUACUGGAACAAUACCCUCCAGAAGAUCAUGCAGAAUGUCUGGAGGGUAACCAUCAACUACAUGAAAAUGUUGCAAGCUUUCAGUAAAGGGACAGCUUCCUUUCACGCCGUAUUGUUUAGCUGAAUGUGACACCUCUUGCACAUGUUUGUCAUGGUUUUCUUUUGUUCUUUGUUGAAAUAAGCCUGUCCGUACUUCUUGAUCCUGCAUUUCCUCCCGCUUGGCCAUACAGAAUCGACAAACUUGGCUAACUCUGAAGCUUUCAAAGAACCCUCCCAAAGAGUGGGCAGCCAGAUUGUCUGCUGCAACAAAUAACACUGUGCCCUUAACAGUGGCUCCCAACUGUUCAACAUAUAUGCCUUGUUGCUCAAGAAAAACAAGGUCCAGAAUAAGAGGGUGGAGAAUUUUGGCAUAACCAUGGUCUUUGAUGUUGUUCGCCUUGCAAAGCAGAGCAAGCUGAAUGGAAUGAAGAGAAGAGCGAUAUUUACGGUGUAAAUUUCCAAGUGUCCAGUAGAUAGCAGUUUGUUUGUGCUUUUUUCUGGAGGUUCCCAAGGGGUUAGCCACCUCAAAAUCAUCAAUAUACAGUUGGAGAGCGAUCCUGAAUUCUUCCUCAUUCAAGAAAGCACUGUCUUUGAAGCGGGCACCAUCUCUGUAAGAUUGGUAUUUCCCUGACAAAGUUGCCUCAUGUGACAUGGUCUUUUCCAGAAUUUCUCUAUUGCUCAGUAAUGUUUGCAGCAUUUUUAGUAUGGGGACAUACACAACAUUCUGCAUGUUUUCUAGGACAAAUUCAACUGGCAUAACCAAAGAGAAUUCCCUUGAAAUGUAUGAUUUUCGCCUGUUAGCAGUUGACAACGAUCCCUCAUCAGAAGUGAAUUUGAGGAAAACAUUAUUCUCAAUGACCACUUGAGCUAUCUCAUUCACUAAAGCAUCAUCAACGUUUGCACAAUGUGUUUGUAGAAUUCUUUGAAUAGAAGAAUGUAGCAAUGGCUGUGAUAACAAAUAAAUUUGAUUGAUCUGCUCUAUGACCUCUUGCAGGGCAGUUUCAGAGAUGUUAAGAAUUGAUGACAUUUUCAGGAAAAGAGCAGCUACAUUGUGUUCCAACUGAUUCUCUAAGUCCUCCACAUCUUCAUUUUGCUCAGCAACUUCACAGUCAAUUCCAUCAAAUUCAUGGUCACUCUCCUCUAUCUGAACACUAGCAUUUGUUGUAAGUUCUUCAACCACAUUUUUUGAACCAAUUUCCUGUUUGAAUGGCAUCUUGUUGUGCAUCUGGUGCUCUUUGCUUUUGUGUGCAGUAAAGGUAGAAUAGACAUUACUCUGAAAGUUACAGUCCUGAUAUGGGCAAGCAACCAUUUGCCUCAGCUUAAGAUGUCUUCGCAAAUGGGUAAAGAAGUCUGCUUUUGUGCAAGGCUCCACGAAGUUGCACAACUGACAGUGAAAUGCAGUUUCCCCACGUUUGCCUGCAUCCUUUUGAGUAUGCCAUGUUGAAAUGUGCACUUUGAGUGCAUUAAAAGAUUUAAAUGUGCAGAGGCAUUCCUUAUGAAGGCAUGGAAGUGGGGAGGUCCGAGUGUGAAAUCCAUGUUUUAAGCGGUAAUGCUUAAGCAAGUAGCCUCUCUUUUCAGCAGAAAAUGUGCAGUACUUACAAGUCCACUGCAUUAGGGAGUACUGCUCUGGUUGACCUGAAAAGACAUGAUAAUUUUAGCAUUAAGCCCUCUAUGUGUGCGUUUGUUGCCUAUUUGUGUUUAUUUAUCGAAACAGAGCCAGACAGAGUUGAAAAUACACGCACACACAUCGACACACAAAUAUACACAAAUGGUACCUUGUCAACCGGCGCGGAGAAAUUAACCUGGUGUGAGCUGGAGGGCUGCAGCUAGCAUACAAUUUUCGAGGGCGAGCAGCUUGGCGCGACCAGGCUGAAACGAACUUCCCUGUGCGGGUCGGAACACCGUGAUCCCGAUACCGGAGCUCAACGGCCAACCUUUUCUCCCACAUUCGAACCUGUCGCCGACACCACACACACGCGCGCGCGUCCAAAUCGCCAAGAAAAGGAUAGGAUAAACUCUUGUCUACAUUUGUUUUAAAAACGGCGACGUUACUGUGCUAGCGGUAAUAUUUGAAUUUGAUUUUGUUUACUCCUCCCUGGCAAGCACAUAACACUACAACAAGACAACGCGACGGUUUACAAAAGAGGAGAAUAUUCACUUACCUUAAUGUGCUAAACACAAGCAGGCCAGGUGAAGGUGUUGAAGGAAGCUCCUGAUUGAUGAUGCGGUCGAGGUGAAAAUGUGCUGAAGGUUUUGGUAGCUCGAAGUAGAUGAGGAAGGUCUGAGCAUGUUCAAAAAAAACCUCCCAAAGCAUGCUGGGUACAAUAAAUAACUUUUUCUAAUUUGACUUAACUGGGAUAAAUCAAGUUAAGCAUGUUUUCCAACCUCUAAUUACUAGUUACUUAUUUAAAAUGAGUGUUCAUAACAAGUUGAUGAAAACUGAGUUUGGUUCACUCAUCUUAUUUAAUUAAUUUGAAUGUUAGCAUUUACAGUGUACAGAAGAGAGGUGGCGGACCUCAUAGCUUGGUGUUGUGAUAACAAUCUCCUUCUCAAUCCAAAUAAGACUAAAGGGAUGAUCAUCGACCCAAGAACAAGGGAAAAGGAGCCGUAUAGACCUCUGUUUAUUGAUGAGACUGAGGUGGAGAGGGUGAAAACCUUCAAGUUCCUUGGCACACACAUCAGCGAGGACCUCACCUGGUCUCACAACACCCAACAAAUCAUGAAGAAGUCCCAAAGGAGACUGUACUUCCUGAGAAGACUGAGGAAAUUUGGCAUGUCCACCACAAUCCUGAGUUGCUUCUACAGAUGCACUAUGGAAAGUGUCCUUACCGCCUCCAUCACUGUUUGGUACGGUAACUGUACAACACGUGAUAGGAAGGCACUCCAGCGGGUGAUCAAGACCUCACAGAACAUUGUUGGGGCAGCCCUCCCCUCACUGCAAGACAUUUAUAAAACUAGAGUCCUACGAAGAACACACAACCUCAUCAAGGACAGCACACAUCCACAACACUCAUUAUUCACACUCCUACCGUCAGGCAGACGCUACAGGAGUUUGAAGUCCAGGACCACAAGGCUGGCAAACAGCUUUUACCCACAGGCCAUCAGGCUUCUCAACGAAGCACUCACACACGCCGCACGCAACACACGCACACACUCAUAGCACUUAUUUAUUCAUUUAUUUGUAUAAUUUAUCUGUGUUAACGUCUCUUCUGUUGUUGUUGCUUAAUUUAUUGGUAUUUAUGUUUCUGAUGUUCUUAUUCUUUUUCUUGUGUUUUCUUUCUUUUCUUGGGAGAAUGAAGAGAAUAAGAAUUUUAAUUGCAUAGCAGAACUGCCUGUUUUACUGUGCAUAUGACAAUAAAACUCGUGAAUCUUGAGAAUCUUCUAUCCUUUUGUCUGCAACCAAGCUUUGGUAGAUUUUGAGGUAUUCUUGGGAUCGUUGUCCUGUUGGAAGGUCCAACGUUGCCCAAGCUUCAGAUGUGUCACUGACUGCACCCAAAGUCUCCUGGUAAUUACUUUGAAUCCUUGAUAGUCCUGUCAGAGUUCCCCAGCUGUCACCCAGGGAUUUUGUUCCACCUUUCAGUUCAGGCACCGGACAGCAGACGCCGACUGCAUCCUCUUUCUGCCACGCCCAAGUCGUGUUUCCACUGUGCCUUUAGCUUUAAAUUUGUGAAUGAUGCUUCCAAUUGUCCAUCCAUCCAUUUUCUAUACCGCUUCUCCUCUUUAGGGUCGCGGGGGCAUGCUGGAGCCUAUCCCAGCUGACUUCGGGCGACAAGCAGGGUACACCCUGGCUUGGUGGCCAGGCAAUUGCAGGGCACAUAUAGAUAAACAAUCAUUCACAUUCACAUUCAUACCUAUGGACAAUUUAGAGUUGCCAAUUAACCUAACAUGCAUGCAUGCAUUUUGGAUGUGGGAGGAAACCCGAGUACCCGGAGAAAACUCACGCGCGCACGGGGAGAACAUGCAAACUCCACACAGAAAUGCCCAAGGGACAAUCUAACCCAGGUCUUCCCGAUCUCCAUGCUGUUACUGUUUUGGCCAACAUGCUAACCACUAGACCACCGUGCGGCCACGCUUCCAAUUGUGUCUUUUGAAAUGUUUCAUGCCUUUGCUAUCUUUUUGUAACCGUAUCCUUGCUUAUGAAGAGAAAUGACCUCCUCUCUAGUCUAGAAGGAGCUGGGUGUCGCAGUCGUUUUAAAUCUGCUCAUUAUGGUUCUGUCCACAUCUGCGGGUGUUUUCAACGCCUGAUUGAAAAGACCUGAUGAAACCUCUGUUCUUAUGAGUGGUCAUCUUGGAGGGGUUGAAUAAUUUUGUCAGUGAGGAAACACAAAAAGGACAUUUGUUGGUGUUAUUAGAAAAAGUAUUGUUGUCAUUUCAGUUGCAUUUAGCUAAUUUUCAAGUCCUUGUAAGAUUUCAUUCUAAACAUGAUUGAAAUGGGUUUUUUUAUUUCCUCCAACACUUUCCCUCUCCCCAGCUACUUCAUCCAGCUGCUCCCGGUGGCUCCCGAGACAUAGUCUCUCCAACAUGUCCUGGGUCUUCCUCGAGGCCUCCUAUCGGUUUGACGUGCCCUGAACACCUCCCCAGGGAGGCAUUCGGGGGCAUCCUGGCCAGAUGCCCAAGCCACAUCAUCUGGUUUCUCUCAGUGCUUCUGACCUUAUCUCUAAGGGAGAACCCAGCCACACUUUGGAGAAAACUCAUUUCGGCCGCUUGUACCCGCCAUCUUGUCCUUUCGGUCACUACCCAAACCUCGUGACCGUAGGUGAGGGUAGGAACGUAGAUCGACCGGUAAAUUGAGAGCUUUGCCUUUCGGCUCAGUCACCACAACAGACCGAUGCAGGGUCCACAUCACUGCAGACGCCGCACCAAUUCGCCUGUCGAUCUCACGUUCCAUCCUUCCCUCACUCGUGAACAAGUCACCGAGGUACUUAAACUCCUCCACUUGGGGCAGGAUCUCAUCCCCGACCUGGAGAUGGCACUCCACCCUUUUCCAAGAGAGACCUAUGGCCUCGGACUUGGAGGUGCUGAUUCUCAUCCCAGCCGCUUCACCCUGCUGCGAACCGAUCCAGUGAGAGUUAAAGGUCACGGUUUGAUGAAGCCAGCAGGACCACAUCAACUGCAAAAAGCAGAGACCCAAUUCUGCAGCCACCAAAUCAGAGUCCCUCAAUGCCCUAGCUGCGCCUAGAAAGUCUGCCCAUAAAAGUAAUGAACAGAAUCUGUGACUAAGGGCUGCCCUGGCAGCCGCAGAUCCGACGACACAACCACAAAGUCGAUCAUCCUGUAAGGCCAAGCCAGAUAUCUCAUCAUUACAAUCCAAGAUGGCCACGCAUACGUCUCCGCGUUGUUCACUCCCUGACUCCGUGACUUUUAUCGGUUAACUACUGACUUCUUCGGUUAAGUCUUUACCUUUUGCUGAUCUGUCACUACCCAGUUGCUUCUCAAGGCUGUGGGCUAUGGUUGAGGCUUCGUUCUAGCUGUGUUCUGGCAUUGAGCGCUCCUGUUGGAGAUUGUUGACUGGAUCCCUCUGCCUCGUUAGAGUAAUCCAGAUACAGGAUUGCGGAAUUGUGGAAACCCGCGGAAGUCCUCGCAGGCUCCAGUUGUUCCGGCUCCCGAUUCCAGGUGACUUAGGUGGAGAGUCUAGCAGAGGCUGUCCCGGCCCCCGGGACUAGCUCGCAGUGACCUGGGUGGAGCGUCUCCUGGUUGUGCUGUGUGCUGUUGCCUGGACGUAAGGACCGAGAGUUCGCUUGUUGUUGCUGAUGCCCAUCUGAAUUUUCCGGUUUCUCUGUCACUCCCUGCUGCUGUUAAGUCUUUGUGGGACGUGAUAACUGCUGGCCGCUUACUCGCCUGUUCGUAUCUAGCCAGUAGUUACACCUACUGGCCGGACGAACAACCAGCUCGUUAGCUCUCAGUGGCUAAUUAGCCUCCUCGGUUCCAAGAGACAGGCUACCGCUUGGGUGUGGAGAUUGGCUUGUGCGUUAGCUUCUAGCGGCGAAUUGGAGAGCCGGCUGCUGGUUGCUGGCUAUUAGCCGCUAUCCUCAGCCGCUGCCCGGGCGGAGUUGCAGCAGGUUCCGUCUUCACCGAUGUCUUCGGAACUCCUGGCGGGUGACUCUCUCUCCUAUCUUUCUUGUGGCUCUCCUUAUUUUUGAAUCCUAAACAUACUCAUCUGACCAAAUUCGGUAACAAUGACUGUGACACUGUUGCUGUUCCUGUCUCUCCUGCUUUUGCCUGAAUUAGUCUUUCACAGUUGUGGUGGUGUACCUGAUCAGGUGCCUCGUCCACCACUGUGGCUGCCAAGUUCUGUCACAGACAAAGGGUCAUUGGCUCUUUCUAAUUUGCCAAAUUUGUCACUGUUACUCUCUUGUGGAUUACUUCUAAAUGAUUUUAAUCAGCUCUGUUUAUGGUGCUCUUUUGUCUUAAAAAACCUGUUUUACUUUCACUGAAGAUACACCUCUUAAGCUUGUGAGCCCAAAUAAUGUAAUUGUGGCAUCAUGUAUCACUCGGAAAAAAUAUCUUAUUUUGCUUUUACUCUUGCUCUCAGGCAAUGUCCAGCCGAAUCCAGGGCCAGCCCUGAAUAACAUUAGCACUUCUGAUGAAUUUAGGGCUCGGUCAGGACUUGGUCUGAUACAUUUUAAUGUAAGAAGUCUGGCCCCUAAAUUGGAUCUUGUUAAAAUUUGGGUCCAGUCGACUAAUACAGAUAUCCUUUUUUUGUCAAGAGUCUUGGCUCACUAAAUCAAUUAAGGAUAAAGAUAUUGCAAUUAGUUGGUAUAAUGUCUUUUGAUGCGACCGCCCAAGGCAAGGUGGUGAGUUAGCAAUUUAUUUUAAAAAUAAAUAUAACGUUACCCUGCUAUCCUCCCUCUCUAUAACUAAAUUAUUCGAAGUCCUUGCCCUGAGGUUGAAUUUUGCACUUGAUCAGACUCUUACUAUCAUAGGGUGCUAUAGACCGCCCUCUGCAUCUCCUGACGCACUAUCCUCACUCGAAUCGUUUGUAGCUGGGUUAAACGUCAGUGAGCUGCUUUUGGUCAGAGAUUUAAACCUCGACUGGUUAACUUCAUCAUCAGACAACCUUAAAUCGCUUUGUGACUCUUUAAAUCUGACUCAACUUGUAAAUUCUCCAACCCUCCCAAACACUAAAAACCCAUUGAAAUCAUCUUUAAUUGACCUGAUUUUAACAAAUGCCCCCAUAAGUACACAAGUAUAGGUGUAUUUGCAAAUGAUCUCGGUGAUCACUGUGCCAUCGCAGCAACAAAAAAUACUAAAAUCCCCAAAUCUAAGCCACAUAUUCUCCUGAAAAGAGAUUUUAAAAAUUUUGGUGUGCAAGCUUUUCUGCAUGACCUGGCCGCAUUCAAAUGGAGCAGAAUCUCCUUAUUUGAUGAUGUUGAGGUGGCCUUGAAUUAUUUUUACGAUGAGUUCAGCCGCAUCAUAAACAGGCAUGCUCCCAUCCAAUAAUUAAGGGUGAAGGGACGAAAAAAAUCGUUGGUUUUCAUCUGAUUUAGGAAACCUCCUUAAGGAUAGGGACGCUGUCUGGGCAAGGGCUCAAAAAACUAUAUCAGGGGUAGAUUGGCUCAGCUUUCAUCAAAUCAAAAAAGCUAAAUCUGACUUUUAAUUGACUGAAUCAACAAAAAAUCUGAAAGACCCCAAAAAAUUUUGGCAGGUCAUAAAAUCAACUAAUCAUGAAAUGACUAGUGACCUGCCAACUUUUCUGAUUUCUGAUUCAGGACCCGUGUCCGAUAAGAAAUCCAUCUCAAAUUGUUUUAAUGAUCAUUUUAUUUCUGCUGGCUCCUUGUUUGAGUCUUUGCAUCCCGAGCUGUCGAAAGCUGAUCCAGCCUGUGUGAACUCACCCCUGGUCCCAACAUCAGCAAGUGGUGGUACGACCUGUCUGAGUUUACUGCUGUGACUGCCUCUGAGGUUCGGAGUGUUCUGAGGAGACUGGACACAAAAAAAGCUGCUGGACCUGUUAAUGUUGAUCCUUUUUUCUUAAAUUUGGCUGCUGAUUUUAUUGCUGAGCCUUUAGGGCAUAUUUUUAAUUUUAGUUUUAUCAGCAAUAAAAUACCCAAAGUUUGGAAGUCUGCAUUCGUUCUUCCCCUGUUAAAAGGAGGUGAUCCUUCUAAUAUAAAUUAUUACAGACCAAUUUCUAAAUUAUGUAUAUUAGCGAAAGUAUUUGAAAGGAUCGUCAGUGAUCAAUGAACAUACUUUUUAGUGUCAAAUAAUACUUUAUCAUUGUUUCAAUCUGGUUUUAGAAAACAGCACAGCACUGUUAUUGCUGGUCUUAAAGUCUUAAAUGAUUUUAUUGAGGCUCUGGACAGUAAAAAACAUUGUGUAUCUCUUUUUAUUGAUUUAUCCAAAGCCUUUGACACAGUAGACCACAGACUCUUGGUUGAAAUUUUACGCAGUAGUGGUAUUUCGAAAUCGGCCACUGACUGGUUUCCUGAUUAUUUAACCAACAGAACUCAGUGUGUGCUGGUGGCAGGAUCCACUUCCACUUCUCUGGAUUUGUUUAAAGGGGUGCCCCAAGGAUCAGUUCUGGGACCCAUUUUAUUUUCAUUAUAUAAACAGUCUGUGUACUAAUGUGUCAAACACAUUUUAUCAUUUUUAUGCUGAUGAUGCCAUUAUUUAUUGCUGUUCACCCUCACUAACUCAGGCUUUUGACUUUCUACAAGCUGCUUUUAAUGUUGUUCAGUCUCGUCUGAGGACCUUGAAAUUGGUUUUAAAUACAGAAAAAAACAAGCUCAUGGUCCUUCAAAUUCUAGUGUGUUACCAGUAAACAUGCCAACUGUUGUAACACCAUCCAGCUGGUUUGUAAUUAUAAAUACCUGGGGUUCUUUCUUGACCACAAGCUUUCCUUUAAAGCACAUAUCGCAAAAUUUGUCUCUAAACUCAGGGUGAAACUGGGGUUCUUUUAUAGAAAUAGAACUUGUUUAUCGCUCAGAGCCAGGAAACUGCUUGUUUCAGUUACAUUUCUCCCUCUGAUCGACUACGGAGAUGUGCUGUAUGUGGAUGCUCCUCUCAAGUGUCUCCAAUCUUUAAAAACACUGUCUAUCACAGUGCCUUGAGGUUUGUCACUGGUGAUGGCCGUCUUACACAUCAUUGUGACUUAUAUGUGAAAUCAGGACUGCCCUCUUUAAGUGAACACACGUAUACACAUUGGCUGAUCCUGACUUAUAAGGCUCUGCUUGGCUUAGUCCCAACAUACAGUAUCUAAGUACUUUACUCCAGAGAACUGAAAGUCACUAUGCCUUGCGAUCUUGUGACAUCCUCCAUCUCUCUGUUCCUCGUGUCGGAACUGAACUGGUGAAGAGAGCGUUCAGUUUUGUAGCCCCCACAGCGUGAAAUUUUUUACAGGCUGAACUAAAGCUCUCAGAACUCAUCCCUUUUGGAGCCUUUCAGUCCUUGCUGUUGGACAAAGAGCGUGAGACCACAGAACAGUGCCUUUGUUUUAAAUAGCUUUUACAUAUUUAUCACAAAUCACCUGCACUUUACAAAGUAUGUGUGUUCAUAUACAUUGUAUGUAAUCUUUUAGAUUUGUAUAUUUUAUCACUUGUGACGUGUGCUGCUGACCUCUUGGCCAGGUCACCCUUGGAAAAGAGAUCCUGAUCUCAAUGGGGUUUUUUUAUCUGGUUAAAUAAGGGUUUAAAAAAAAAAAAAACGAACUGAGGCCCAGGGUCCCCCAACACAACAAGGGAAUCCCCCGAGGGAGCACUCUCCAACACUCCCUCUAAGGACUCCAAAAAGGCAGAGUAUUCUGAACUGCUGUUUGGCGCAUAGGCACAAACAAUAGUCAGGACCAUCCCCCUACCCGAAGGCCAAGGGAAACUGCCCUCUCGUUAACUGGGUUAAACUCCAACGUACAGGCCCUGAUUGGCAUUUGCCUCGUGCUCCAGACAUCCACAGCAUC